AGGGCGAACAUGUGGCAACUGCCUCUCCUUCAUGUAGGCACAGGGUUCCAGCAAUGGGGCGCUCGCUCACAUUCUAGUGUUUCCUAUGAGUUCGGUUAAGAGUAGAAAGGCAGAAUUUGCUGGGCUGUCUUUGUGCGUGAUUUCUCCAGCAGACGGAAGCUUACUUUAUACGUUUUUAUUGUGUGCUUUGGUUGCUGAUGUGUGGACUGGAUUUAUACCUGAAAUGUGAAUUUGCACAAGUUGAGCAAAAUGACCCGUUGGGAGACUGAGGUCGAAAUCGCAGUUGAAAAUGGCUUUGGAGGAGCAUACAGCCAAGAGAAAGCUGAAUGGAUGGUGGGGGCUGUGGAACAAUACUUCCAAAGCAAUGCUGACUUAGAGCCAGAAGAGAUAGAAGACUUCCUUGCUGAGUUGAUGAACAAUGAAUUUGACACUAUGAUAGAAGAUGGAAGCUUGGUUCAGGUAAGCCAGCAACUGUGCCUGUUCUUCAGUCAGUGCCAGCAGGGAGAUGGAGCAGCAGUGCAUGAAGCCAUUGUCCAGCUGGCUCAGAAGAAGCAAGAGGCAAAGGUGGCAGCUGCAAAAUCAAAACCAGUGGAAGAAAGCAGCAGCGAGGAGGAUCAGGAGACCGAGGAAGAGGCCAUGGAUUGCAGUGCCUCUCCCAGCAUGAGUGGACCACAACCCAGCCCACCUCCUUCUUCAGACGCAGAUGUUGAAGAUGGUUGGACCUUGGUGAGGAAAAAAAAAUGAAGAGCAAAGGAUAAAUACCAUGACUGCAACAGUUUUGCUUGAACUGGUGUAGCCGGGACAGGGUUGGAGAAAUGGAACUGGGUCCUUCCCAACGCCACCCCCUAGGCUUGGGUAUUUCUUUACAAAGUGUUGAAAGGAGCAACUUAGGUGGCGAAGAUAUUUUCAGUCUUGGUGCAUCAGGCUCCUGCACAGGCCUAAGCACAUUGCGUAGACGCUGCUGCUUGUCCCUCUGCUCCUGACUUGGUAAACGCCGUCCUAUACUGAGUGGCACACAGGCUCAGAUGCAUAAAGGGUUGAAGUUCCUUGAAGCCAUUUCCUUUUCAACGAACAGAAGACCACCUUCCACCUUGGCCAUCCCAUGGUUUGAAAGGGUUGUUGCAUCAGUAACAUAGAUCCUUUUGCAGGGAAACGCCUUCCUCUGUGGCGAGGCACUGGUUUCAAGGUAUCCAUUGCCACUUUCAGAAGACUAAAUCAGGCCAGUAUCUUUCCCACCACCACCCUCCUUGCUGAAAGGACUGUGGCCUCAAGCUUAUUCAAAGAGAUAGAUAAGCAGUAACAGAAAAACAAAAUCGUGUAUUUAAAAAAAAUUAUGGACAAUGGAAAACAAAAUACAACAACAAAACUAGAAAGUAACAUGGACAAUACACAAAUCCUUGGUUGUGGGAUAGGGCACUUCUCUCAAUAGAAGUUCCCCUUUCCUAACCUCUGUAGUGGCCAGCCACUGUAUAUGAGCAACAAUAAAAUAUUAUUUUGGUAA
Rhineura floridana is the source of this 1501-nucleotide messenger RNA. RefSeq names its product TSR2 ribosome maturation factor (gene TSR2). The record is from RefSeq and is a predicted model, not a curated record. Gene Ontology annotation, cellular component: nucleus. NCBI's taxonomy places the organism in Eukaryota, Metazoa, Chordata, Lepidosauria, Squamata, Rhineuridae. Bases 250 to 744 code for a protein of 164 amino acids. Gene Ontology annotation, biological process: maturation of SSU-rRNA from tricistronic rRNA transcript (SSU-rRNA, 5.8S rRNA, LSU-rRNA). The transcript has 5 exons.